AUGGCCAAUGAUCUGCGCGCUCCCAAUCCUCCAUGGCUUGAUUUCAUCUCAUCUUCCACCGCGCCCCCCAAAAAUAUCACUGCUGAAGAAAAGCUUCGCAAUAAGCUUACAUUCUACAGUCCACUUCCGCUCCACCGCAAAAGACCAGAUGACACAGACGCUUUUCUGACGAAGUUCCUGAACUUGCUUCCAACCACUGAGGGCAAGGACAACUUAGCCUACGCCGCACAUCUAUACGCUGGCGAUAGUGAGCUACGAGAUCUCGCCGAUAAUCUUGGCGAUAAUAUUCUCAGGCCGUUGAAAGCAAAAGGUGGAAGGCCAAAGCAAAAUGGCUCAACUUCUAGCUACAGUCGAGAGGCACUGCGGUUUAAUUGUCUCAAACGCGACGGUAACAAAUGCGUGAUUUCGGGACUGUAG
Molecule: messenger RNA, 417 nt
Organism: Penicillium cinerascens
Lineage: Eukaryota; Fungi; Ascomycota; Eurotiomycetes; Eurotiales; Aspergillaceae
Exons: 1
Coding region: 1-417 (138 amino acids)
Source: RefSeq, a predicted model, not a curated record